AGACCAACAUCCAUUGAUUCCAUUCAUCAGUUCUCUUGUUGUUAAAGUACUUUGGUUUCUGCUAACUUUUUUGGGUCUCAAAAGUCUUGAAUAUCGCAGCAACAAAGAGAAAACACAGUAGCUAGAAACAAAUACCGAAAAGGAUGAGGGAAACUCCGAAAUGUAAAAAAAACAAAAACAAAAGCAACCCUUCUUGUUAAAUCUUGCUUUUUUUUUCCUUGAAGGCAGAGAGAGAGAGAGAGUAGUGAGAAUGGGGAUAUUGCAAGAGGAUGUUGUUGUGAUAAGUCAAGCGGAGAAGCCUGGAGAGCCGGCUGUGAUUACUGUGAAUUGUCCUGAUAAAACUGGACUUGGUUGUGAUUUGUGCAGGGUUAUCUUGCUUUUUGGAUUAAGCAUUUGUAGAGAAGAUGCACAAACGGACGGGAAGUGGUGCUAUUUAGUGUUUUGGGUGGUGGGGAAGCCUAACACAAGGUGGGAUUUGUUGAAGAAGAGGCUAUUGGAGGUGUGCCCGUCAUAUUUUUCAACCUCAGAAUUUGACUACUACAAGCCUGAGAACCAACAGCCAAAGCCGCCUGAUGUAUUUCUGUUGAAGUUCUGGUGCGCUUAUGACCGUGAAGGCCUUUUACAUGAUGUAACUGAGUUUCUAUGGGAGCUGGAGCUAACAAUAAAAAGAGUGAAGGUGUCCACUGCUCCAGAUGGGAGAGUGCUGGACCUCUUUUUCAUCACAGAUAAUAGGGAACUUCUUCACACAAAAAUGAGACAGGAGGAAACAAUUCAUUAUCUGAAGAAUGUGUUAGGGAAGGCCUUGAUUAGUUGUGAGAUCGAAUUAGCUGGGGCAGAAGUUACUGCAUGUUCUCAAUCAUUUCUUCCUCCUGCAAUCACAGAAGACAUGUUUAAUUUGGAGCUUCCCAAUAAACACCGGAGUGGCUUUCUUGCUCCCAAUCCUGUCUCUGUUACAGUGGACAACACCUUCAGCCCUUCGCACACUCUCAUUCAAAUUCUCUGCAAGGAUCACAAGGGUCUCAGUUACGAUAUAAUGAGAACACUAAAGGAUUAUCAUAUCCAGAUUUCUUAUGGGCGUUUCUUUGCGAACCGAAAAGGAAACUGUGAGGUGGACUUGUUCUUAAUGCAAGCAGAUGGCAAGAAGAUAGUUGACCCCAACAAACAGAAUGCCUUGUGUUCUCGUUUGAGAAUGGAGCUUCUGCGUCCUGUAAGACUUGCUGUGGUUAGUCGAGGUCCUGAUACUGAGCUGCUUGUUGCAAACCCUGUUGAGCUGUCUGGCAGAGGCCGGCCUCUUGUCUUCCACGACAUUACUCUGGCUCUCAAGACUCUAAACACCCGCAUCUUCUCGGUAGAGAUAGGGAGACACAUGAUUCACGAUCGGGAAUGGGAAGUCUACAGAAUACUACUCGAUGAAGGGGAUGGUUUACCUGUGUCCCGGAACAAGAUUGAGGAGGGUGUUAGAAAAGUAUUGAUGGGCUGGGAAUAGAUUGAGAUGUUAACUUCAGUUAGGGCCCCUCACCGUCUCCGUACAGUUUAUCCUUUCGAGUCUCUAGUACAGCUAGGCGCUAACCGCAUGCUAAAUACAGAUCAAGAAAUUUCUCAGGAGUAAUGACAAGUUCUUUUAUCUCUGUUGAAAUGUUAAAAAAAAAAAAAACAUGAUGCAGGUGCAUUAUUUUUUCUUUUAAAAAGCUAAUAUCUUUUUCAUGA
Populus trichocarpa (black cottonwood) is the source of this 1707-nucleotide messenger RNA. RefSeq names its product ACT domain-containing protein ACR10. Lineage: Eukaryota; Viridiplantae; Streptophyta; Magnoliopsida; Malpighiales; Salicaceae. The record is from RefSeq and is a predicted model, not a curated record. Bases 251 to 1486 code for a protein of 411 amino acids. The transcript has 6 exons.